Pteropus alecto (black flying fox) is the source of this 3497-nucleotide messenger RNA. RefSeq names its product F-box and WD repeat domain containing 9 (gene FBXW9). NCBI's taxonomy places the organism in Eukaryota, Metazoa, Chordata, Mammalia, Chiroptera, Pteropodidae. The record is from RefSeq and is a predicted model, not a curated record. The transcript is spliced from 10 exons. Gene Ontology annotation, cellular component: preribosome, large subunit precursor. Bases 1826 to 3199 code for a protein of 457 amino acids. Gene Ontology annotation, molecular function: protein binding.
AAAAAUUUUUAAAUAUCAUUUAAUUUUCUGGUAAUUUCAGUUCUUUAGAGCAUCCUCUGCUGGGUCUUGGGGUGUGUGGAUGGACUGGCUAUCUGAUGGGAUUGGAAACCCCUUCUCCACCUAGGAUUGGGGGCUCCAACCACCUUCAGGGAAGGGGGAGCCUGGUUCGUUGUCUUUUUUUUUUUUUUUAAAGAAAACUAUUUAAUUUUUUAAUUUAUUUUUGGUUGAUUUUUGCACAACGAAGUUGCAGCUUCUCAACUUUCUCCCCUGCCCAGGGCUGCGGACCCUGACUGGCCUUGAUCCGCAGUCCCGUUCGUUCCUGUCCUCUUCCCCCUCACCCUCUUCCUCCUGCGGGCUCUAGGGUCUGUCCAUUUGUUACCGUGCUGUGCUGGGGGUUGGCGCCGAAAUGGCGUGAGAUUCCACUUGUGUAGAACUUUGUUGAGUAAAGAUCAGUUUCUUGUGAAACCCUUGGUCUCCAGCUGGCCUCCUGUGUCUUUGGCUUUGGCAGUAGAGAUGUCGAGGGGGCCUGGGAAGCUUUAGAAAUGGGGAUGCACAGGAUUCGGGUCAGGAAAUAAUUGGGAGAGUGGGGAAAGAAGUUAGCUCUAACCAGGGUAUAUUUUUCGGGAGCCCAGGCCUCUGUUUUCUUUCCUGUAAAAUGAGGUGAAUGUGAAAGAUGAUUAAAUGUGAUAACACACAUGGAAUGCAUUCUCUUGGACGUAAUUACAGAUCACUAAACGUCCUGAGCUCACUGAAGGCGAGCCAUUAGUGUUGCAGCCCCGUUUCAUGAUCCCCAUCUGCCUUAGACUAAACUGAGUGGCGAGGGGCAAGGCCUUGCAGCACUCUCAUCUUUGGCUGACUUCACAACUCUGGAUCAUUGUGUAUCUUAGAUACUUUGUAAGAAGGCUCAGCCCAGCUCAGGCCUGUGGGAGAUACGUAAAUAUCAGCAACAGUUACUGAGGCAAAUAAAUUGCUCAGCUCUGGGGAUGCACAAGUCUCAGAAUAAAAUCUUGUGGCAGCUUAGGGCCCAAGGAUCACCUGCAUCACCCUGGGAAAACAAAAAAAUGCUGACACGUCCAAAAUUCAUUCAACAAGUGUGUACAUUUUAGUGAGGGAAUAGAAGAUAAAACAGCAAAACCGUGGUAAUGUUCCAUAGAGAAAAAUACAGUGAGAAGGGGAAUGAGAACAUUGGGGAAGAUGGUUACAGUCUUACAGUAGGGUACUAGGGAAGAUGAUGUUUGAGCAAAGAGUCAUGUGGAUAUGAGAAGGGGUCAAGGCAGAGGGAACAAGUGCUGCUUGCCUGGCUGAAGAGGCUUUCAGGAAGUUAAGAGACUUUUUCAUCAGUAUAAUUUAAGGUAAUUCAGAGUAACUGUUCCACUUAGGCCUCUAGUGUAACUGCAUAUUUCUGGCUCUAGAAGGAGAGACAAUUCGAAUCACUAGUACGACCCAGCCUGCGAACUCGGAAAAGCAGCUUUGCAUUUCUAAGUUCGGUGUCACAUGUGAAAGGUGGUGUCACCUGUGAAAGGUGCCUUCGACAGGGACGCAGUUUUCAAACCAGAGUCCGUUGGUCUUCUGCAUCGGCACCACCAGAGAUGUUUAUUUUAAAAACGCAGGAGCCAGGAAUCUGCUUUUUCCAGCUCUAGGCCUAUGCAGCUCCAGAACGAGACCACUGGAGCAGGACGGCUGUCAGUAACCGGCCAGCUUCCUCACUUCCGGCCGGCGCCUACUGUCAUCAGGCCGCGCCGGAAGCGCCCUCGCGCUGCCUAGGAGACAGGACGCGGGGGCCCGCGGCUGACAGGGCAGGGCCGGCCGCGCCCACUCGGUCGCCAUGGAGCUGCCCCCAGGGCCGCGCGACGAUCCCUGUGCCUGGGACGAUGACUCCGACCCAGAGCCGGACCCCGACCCCGACGCGCAGGCCGAGGCUUAUGUGUCUCGCGUGCUCAGUCCGCCGAAAUUCGGGGUGGCGCCCCCUCGCACCCCUUCGCUGUCCGCUCCUGCUUCAUCCCCUGGAACCCUGGAGCCGCGGGCCGCGUCCAAGGGCCUGGCCAUGGGGCCCCCGGGCCUGCUGAGUCUUCCCCCGGAGCUACUGCUUGAGAUCUGUGCCUACCUGGACGCCUGCUUCGUGCUCCACGUCCUGCCGUGCGUGUGCCACGCGCUGCGCGACCUCGUGCGUGACCAUGUCACCUGGAGGCUACGCGCACAGCGUCGCGUACGCGCACCCUAUCCAGUGGUGGAAGAGGAAGACUUUGAUUGGCCGGCAGCCUGCAUUGAGCUGGAGCAGCAUCUGUCACGCUGGGCAGAGGAUGGGCGCUGGGCUGAGUACUUCUGCCUGGCUGAUGGGCACUUUGCUUCCAUCGAUUCAGUGCUGCUGCUCCAGGGUGGGACCCUCUGUCUGUCGGGCUCCCGAGAUCGCAAUGUCAACUUGUGGGACCUGCGGCAGCUGGGGGUAGAGCCCAGCCAGGUUCUGGUCAAGGCGCUGGGCACCCAGAACAGCACCCACAAGGGUUGGGUGUGGUCCCUGGCGGCGCUGGACCACCGAGUGUGCUCUGGUUCCUGGGACAGCACGGUGAAGCUCUGGGACAUGGCAGCUGAUGGGCAACAGUUUGGCGAGAUAAAGAGCAAGGCAGCUGUGCUGUGCCUGUCCUACCGGCCUGACAUCCUGGUGACUGGCACCUAUGACAAGAAAGUGACAGUCUACGACCCCAGAGUCGGCCCAGCCCUGUUGAAAAGCCGGCGGCUGCACUCAAGCGCGGUGCUGGCAUUGCUGGCGGAUGACCAGCAUAUCAUCUCGGGCAGUGAGGACCAUACGCUCGUAGUGUUCGACCGCCGGGCCAACAGCGUACUGCAGCGGCUGCAGCUGGACUCCUACCUGCUCUGCAUGUCCUACCAAGAGCCCCAGCUCUGGGCUGGUGACAACCAGGGCCUGCUGCACGUCUUUGCCAACCGGAAAGGCUGCUUCCAGCUUGUUCGGACCUUUGAUGUGGGCCACACGUCUCAGAUCACAGGGAUCAAACACUCGCUGGGGGCCUUGUACACCACGUCCACUGAUAAGACCAUUCGGGUACACGUGCCCACAGACCCACCAAGGACCAUCUGCACUCGAAGCCACCACAACGUGCUGAAUGGGAUCUGUGCUGAGGGCAACCUGGUAGUGGCCGCCUCUGGGGGCCUGUCGCUGGAAGUCUGGAGGCUGCAGGCCUGAGCAGGCGGAUGUGGACAUGGAUGUGGAACUGCUGGCCGGCAGGCUGGGCCUCUCAAUCUUCUCGGGGGACCCUCCCCAUCGCUGGUGCUGCCUCGGCUCUGCCCCACAGGCCUGGGGCACAAAAAGUCCUGGCCAGGUUCUGGUGGGGUCCCUGGGCUGGGCUCCAUGCCAAGGAAGGCGUGGCUGGUAUUCCUGCUUACCCAGGGGGCUGCUCCCCACCCUUGGGCCCUGUUUUCAUUAAGAUUUGGACCCUUGCUCUCCCUUGAGAGUGAAGGGGAAAUAAACCCGAUGUACUGGU